Stylophora pistillata is the source of this 1394-nucleotide messenger RNA. RefSeq lists its product as uncharacterized. The record is from RefSeq and is a predicted model, not a curated record. Lineage: Eukaryota; Metazoa; Cnidaria; Anthozoa; Scleractinia; Pocilloporidae. Gene Ontology annotation, biological process: protein phosphorylation. Gene Ontology annotation, molecular function: ATP binding; protein kinase activity.
AACUCCGAAAUCUACAAAGCGCUGUCACAUCUGACGAGGUGAUACUGGAAAGUGAUGCUCCUGAUGAAGAAACUCUCUUUACCCUUGGGGAAAAGAUUGCCAUUGCUAUUACAAGUCCACUAUGGGUCCCUGUUGGUAUCGUUGCCUUUGUAAUCGUUUCCCCAGUAGUCGGCAUAAUGGCCAUUAAGAGCAAGUUGGAGGAUAAAAGCAAAAUCAAGAAGUACGAAAAAGACAAGCGUGCUUUUAUGGCUGAAGCGUCUGCAGACUACUUGGACGAGGUGAUAAAAGAAUCCACCCUCGAGUCCUUCGUGAAACACCAAUUGAAUGAUGCCAAACUUUGCCUGAAACAGAUUGAGGCGCGCAUUCCAGAGCUGGUUCAAGCUGACAUUGUGGCCUGCAAACAGCUCAAGGAUGAAACACGUUCAAAGAAGGAAAUAAUAGAACUCUACCAGCCUCUACUGGAUGAGGCUGUUGAGAUUAGAGGUCGUCUUGCCAUUUUUGGGCUCAGCGAGGUCCGCGCCGUUGACGUCAGCAGUAGGGACUUGGAGUGGAAAGAGGACGAUCUUCUUGGCCGCGGAGCAUUUGCCUCUGUUUACCGAGGAAAGAUGAAGACCGAAAACGGAGAGGAGCGAACUGUGGCAUUGAAAGCUUUCCAUGAAUUCCUUCAUCCCGGAAAUGCAAGUGUUAUCCUGAAUGAAAUUGAUCUUCUAACAAAAUUACAGCAUCCCAACAUUGUCAUGUUUUAUGGCAUGUCGUUGCUUGACAUCAAAGGCAAAUUGAAGGUGAUAAUGGUCUUGGAGCACUGCAAAGGAAACUUAAAGAGUCAUGUCUUCAGAAAUCUCAGCUUGGCUCCCGCAAAUUCCAAAAAUUCCGCUACCAUAAGAGAAGCAUGUCGGUGGGUGAAGGAUAUUUCCGCUGCUCUCGCCUUUAUUCAUCAACAAGGAGUUGUUCACAGGGACCUUAAGUUGGAGAAUGUAUUGCUAUCAGAAACGAAUUCAGCGAAGAUUACUGAUGUCGGCGUUUCUAAAGGAGCACAUGACAUCACAGGUACUCUAGCGGGAACCCCAGUCUACAUGGCACCAGAAGUGUUUCAUUCUCAGGUGUACGACAGUAAAGCAGACAUAUACAGCCUGGGGUUACUUAUGUGGGAAAUAUGGUAUAGGCGGCAGGUCUUCUGCGAGGUUGAAGUCAGGCCACCAACCAUAGACGCCUUCUUCGCCUGGGUGGAUAAAGGCAAUCGUCCACAACACUUGGAAACAUGCUAUAAACCCCUAAGCCGCUGGCAAGACAUGAUGAAAAUUUGUUGGGAAACAGACCCAAAUAAACGCCCCACUUCUGUGUGGUGCAACGAAGAGGCCAAACAUCUAUGUGAAAUGUCCGUCAAAGCACUGUAA